Hemisphaericaspora subhashii is the source of this 1617-nucleotide messenger RNA. RefSeq names its product Modfp (gene MODF). Gene Ontology annotation, molecular function: ATP binding; ATP hydrolysis activity. Gene Ontology annotation, cellular component: mitochondrion. The transcript has a single exon. The record is from RefSeq and is a predicted model, not a curated record. Lineage: Eukaryota; Fungi; Ascomycota; Pichiomycetes; Serinales; Debaryomycetaceae. Bases 1 to 1617 code for a protein of 538 amino acids.
AUGACACGACCUUCACCUCAAUUACUUAAGAAUUGUUUAAUGACAAUUCAAAAAGCAAAAUUUAAACCUGAUACAUCAUUAAAAAGUCAAUUUAUAUUCCCAACUGAAAUUACCCAGUUUUCAAUUAAAUCUCCAAACAAGUGGAACACUAAUUCAUUAUGGUCAAUUAUAGGACCUGGUAAAUCUAAAUUAUUAAAGAUUAUAGCUGGUGAAUAUAUUGCUCAUCCUCCAUUAUCUAGAAUUUAUUAUGAUAAUUCCAAGAUUAAAUUUCUUAAUUUUAGAGAGAAUUCAGGAUUAGAUAAAGUUCAUAUGUCAGCAAGAUAUGAGGCUUAUUCAUAUAAAGGAGUAUUAGAAAUGAGUGAUGAUACUAAUUCAGUAUUUAAUUAUAUAACUGGAUUAAAUAAUUAUAAUACCAUGCAUAAGCAAGAAGAUAUUUCUCGAGAAUUCGUUGAUCAAUUAUUGAAAUUAUUUAAUCUUGAUCAUUUACAAAAGAAAUGGAUUCAAUCUUUAAGUAAUGGACAAUUAAGAAGAGCAAGAUUGGUUAAGGCUUUGAUGGAUAGACCUAAUAUAUUACUUAUAGAUGAUCCAUUCUUAGGAUUAGAUCCAAAGAAUACAACAACUGUAAGUGAAGCAUUAUAUAGAGUUGCCAAAGAAUUGAAUAUUUCAAUAGUAUUGGGUUUAAGAGUUCAAGAUGAUAUUCCUGAUUGGAUUAAUAGUAUUGCAUAUGUUGAUAAUGAAUUUGGAGUAAAAGUAUGUGGAUUGAAAGAGGAAGUAUUUGAUGAUUAUCAAAAAGAAAUUAAACUCAUUCAACAAGAACAUUUACAACAUGAAUCAAUUCAUCAUCAACAUACUAAGUUAGUUCCAAUUACUCAAGAAGAAGAACAAUAUCAAUCUCCAAUUCAUAUUGAAUUUAAUAAUGCAUCAAUUAUUUAUAAAGGAUUAAUAAUUUUUCAAAAUUUCAAUUGGAAAAUCCCCAAGGGAAGUAAAUGGAGAAUUCUUGGUGAUAAUGGUACUGGAAAGACAACUUUAUUAUCAAUUAUAACUGGAGAUCAUCCACAAUCUUGGAGAUCAGUCAUAAGUAUAGAUGGGAAAUUACGUAAGACAGGAAAUGGAAUUUCUAUAUUUGAUGUUAAUAAUAAAAUUGGUAUUUCAUCACCUGAAUUACAUUCAUUAGUUCCUCAACAUACAAGAACCAUGAAUGAAAUUAUAUAUAAUGGAUUAGUUAAAGAUAUUGGUAAUUCUAAUUUUAUGUACAAGAGAAACCCGAAGAAUCAUCCAAUCCCACCUAAAUCUCAAGCUAUCUUGGAUCAAUUUAAACAACAACUUGAUGAAUAUGGUGAUGAAUUAUUUAUUAAUUUAUCAAUGACAAAUCAAAAAUUAUGUUUAUUUUUAAGAGCAAUAAUUAAACAACCAGAGAUAUUAAUUCUUGAUGAAGCCUUUUCAUGUAUGGAAGAUGAAAAAGUGAUGAUUCAAUGUCAUAAGAUUAUUGAACAUCAAUUAAAUGAUAUGACAGUAUUAACUAUUGGACAUUUAGAUUGGGAAAUACCAAAUUGUCAAUAUUUAUUACAACUUUCCGGAGAUAAUGACCGGAGUUAUAGAGUGUAUAAAUAUGCAUAG